UACAUAGCUUAGCAAGUUAGCGGUUCCUCCUCUCCUUCCUAGUUCCUUGAACUUCCUUCCAUAAUUUGCUGCUUCUCUUGGCCUUUCGCGUUGUCCGAUGGCGGGUCACUCUCUGGUCCACCUAUCCUUUUGGUGUCUUUGUCAGUUAAUUUAUUAAGAUAACGCCUUCCGUUUCUGGCUAAUAAAUUAUGCGUACCGAAUGUAUUUUAUUUUAUUUUAUUUUUUCUUGGAGAUUUGGGAAGGGAGCAUCGAGCUGAUUCGUUUUGGGAUAGUUUGGGAUUUUUGCGUUUUGUUCGAGAAAAAUAGCCGUGGGCUAUGUUUUGGCGAUUGUCUGAAAGUUUUUGGUUGGUGGGAUUUGUUUGUAAAUGCGUUAUCUACUGUUCAGUUUCCCCUGUAUCCGUGUUUGGGUUCGUGUCCCCGCGUAAAGGAGGUGUUGUGACUUCUGGGUGCGUGUGUACGAGAGAGAGCGAUUGCCCAGCAAAAGAAGAAUCUUAUAUUAAGGCGGGGAAAAGAUUUAGAUAAGGAUCGAAGAAACAAGAGAAAGAAGAAGAAAAGAUGUGGAGGCGAUGGUGGAGUGGCGGUGCAGUGAAGCAGAGCGUCUCGGUGGUUUUGGGCCAAUUCAAUGGGAGGAAGAUGAAGCCUCCAAAUCCUUCUCAAAUUCUGGGAUUGAGGGUUAUUGUUCCUGCGUCAUCUUUAUGGUUGAGGACCUCAUCGACGUCGCCGCCGUCGUCGUCGCCGUUGUGUGCUGAUUCAAACACUGGCGGUAGUAGUGACAGUGUCAUAUCGUUCGCGGAGGCGAAGAAGGUAAUGAGACUGGUGAAUGUGGAGGAACUGAAGAGGAGAUUGGGUACAGAAGGGAAGGAGGUUAUCAGCUAUUCGGAGCUUCUGGACGCCUGCCAAAGCAUGGGUGUCGCCAGAUCCCCCGAGGAGGCCGCUGCUUUCGCCCGAGUCCUCGACGAGGCAGGUGUUAUCCUCCUCUUCCGCCACAAGGUCUACCUUCAUCCCGAUAAAGUGGUUGAUCUGGUCAGAAGAGCGGUGCCCCUUGCUCUGACUUCUGAAGAUGAUCCUGUGAGGGAUGAGUUAAAGAGGCUUCAGGAGAAGAAAGAAGAAAUUGAUGUGUUGGCACAUAAGCAGGUCAGGCGCAUCCUCUGGACUGGGUUGGGGAUUGCUGUGGUACAGGUCGGGCUCUUUUUCCGGCUAACAUUCUGGGAAUACUCAUGGGAUGUAAUGGAACCCAUUGCAUUUUUCACAACAACCACUGGUAUAGUCAUAGGUUAUGCCUACUUCCUGUUCACUUCAAGAGACCCCACGUACCAAGACCUGAUGAAGAGGCUCUUUCUCGCAAGACAGAGGAAGCUAAUUAAAAAGCAUGAUUUUAAUUGUCAAAGAUACAAGGAGUUACAAGAUAAGUGCAAAACAUGUCUUCAUGCCACUGCCUCUAUUAAAAAUCGGGUGGGACUGGAAGUGGAACUGGAGGAUGCUUUACACAGGGACUAACAUUUUCUGGAGGAGUUUAUUGGCGGAUCAAGAUCUCUUUUAGGUCUGAUUUGGAUAAUGACCUGAAAUGAGUUGAGUUGAAAUGAAAGUUGAAUAUAAAUAUUAUGAAGUCAAAAUAUUGUUAGAUUAUAAUUUUUUUAUAUUAUUUUUAUUUUAGUA
Carya illinoinensis is the source of this 1656-nucleotide messenger RNA. Its product is annotated as calcium uniporter protein 6, mitochondrial-like. The coding region runs from base 556 to 1497 and encodes 313 amino acids. Gene Ontology annotation, biological process: calcium import into the mitochondrion; mitochondrial calcium ion homeostasis. Lineage: Eukaryota; Viridiplantae; Streptophyta; Magnoliopsida; Fagales; Juglandaceae. Gene Ontology annotation, cellular component: uniplex complex; mitochondrial inner membrane. The record is from RefSeq and is a predicted model, not a curated record. Gene Ontology annotation, molecular function: calcium channel activity; uniporter activity. The transcript is spliced from 2 exons.